AUGUCAAAUAAUAACAAAUAUAACAAAAUACUAUUGGAUUUGGAUGAAAAUUAUAAUAUAUCAAAUGAAUAUCCUAAAGAAUUAGAAGGAAAUUUGACCAAAGAUGAAUAUGAACAAUUUAUAGGGCAGGUUAAUCAUAUAUUAAAGAAUCCAUUAGUGUCAAGAAAAUACUAUUUAGCACCAGUUGUAAUAAUAUUUUUUUUAACAUUUUUGGUAUUUCUAUUAUAUUUUGUGGAUGCAUUCGAUAAGUAUACUUCAAUAGCAUUAGGUGUAAUAAUUGGUAUAGGAUCAUUAUUUUCAAUAACCUAUUAUGCAUUUAAAAGAAAUGAAAACAUUAAAGAACAAUUAACUCAAUUAAAUAUUAAAUAUGCAAAAAAUGGUGUUAAAAUAGUACUUGACUCAAUUUCUGUUAAUGAUCGUUACGAAAAAAUGAAAAUUACUAAAGUAACAUAUAAUAUUUAUUAUUUAAAAAAGAAAGAAAACAAACCAAAUGAUGAUAUUGAUGAUAAAUAUAGAAACAAUACAAUUCAACUAUCAAGAGAUAACGAUUAUGUGGUCGAAAUGGAAUCAAUUCCCUCAAUAUAUGAAUCAAAAAAAGAACAAAAAGAAUCAUUACUUAGUAACAAUAAUAACAUAAAUUAUAAUGAUGAUGAACCAUCAUCAAGUGCAAUCAUUCACCAAGAAAAUGAAGAUUAA
Dictyostelium purpureum is the source of this 696-nucleotide messenger RNA. RefSeq lists its product as uncharacterized. Lineage: Eukaryota; Evosea; Eumycetozoa; Dictyosteliales; Dictyosteliaceae. The transcript has 2 exons. Bases 1 to 696 code for a protein of 231 amino acids. The record is from RefSeq and is a predicted model, not a curated record.